Molecule: messenger RNA, 1151 nt
Organism: Exserohilum turcica Et28A
Lineage: Eukaryota; Fungi; Ascomycota; Dothideomycetes; Pleosporales; Pleosporaceae
Exons: 2
Coding region: 1-1089 (362 amino acids)
Cellular component (GO): cytoplasm
Source: RefSeq, a predicted model, not a curated record
AUGUCUCUUCCUACCGCACCACUCGGUCGCAACGGCCCCCAAGUCAACCGCCUGGGACUCGGUCUCAUGGGUCUCUCCAUCUCCUACGGACCUGCCAAGCCUGACUCCGAGCGUCUAGCUUUGCUCGACUAUGCUCAUGAGCAGGGCGAGCGGUUUUGGGACACUGCCGACAUGUACGGCGACAGCGAGGACUUGCUGGGAAAAUGGUUCCAAGCCAACCCCUCCAAGCGCAACGACAUCUUCCUCGCCACCAAGUUCGCCAUCAAGAAUUACGGCGCUGAAAUCGAUACGUCCCCUGAAUACGUCAAGCAGGCUUUUGAAAGCUCGCUCAAGCGCCUGGGUAUCGACCAUGUCGAUCUUUACUACUGCCACCGCGUAGACGGAAAAACUCCAAUCGAACUCACCGUGCAAGCCAUGGCCGACCUGGUCAACUUGGGUAAAGUCAAGUACCUCGGACUCUCCGAAGUCAGCUCAGACACGCUGCGGAGAGCGUACAAGGUGCACCCGAUUACCGCGGUGCAAGUCGAGUAUUCGCCCUUUGCACUUGAAAUCGAGAGCAAGCAGACCGAACUGCUCAAGACAUGCCGCGAGCUGGGCGUCGCAGUCGUGGCGUACUCGCCGCUGAGCCGCGGCAUGUUGACGGGCGCGUACAAGAGCCCAGACGACUUUGAAGAGGGCGAUUCCAGGCGCUAUGCGCCCCGCUUUAGCAAGGAGAAUUUCCCAAAGAACCUCAGGCUUGUGGAGAAAAUCGCCGAUAUGGCAAAGGCAAAGGGUGUUACCUCCGGGCAGCUGACGCUCGCGUGGCUCAUGGCGCAGGGCGACGAUGUGUUCCCUAUCCCCGGUACGACGAGGCAGGAGCGUCUGGCGGAAAAUAUUGGCAGCUUGAAAGUACAGCUAAGCAAAGACGAGGAACAGACUAUCCGUAAGGCGUCUGAAGAGGCGGAGAUCGGUGGUGGAAGGUAUCCUGAUGCCUUCAUGAAGCAUUGUUUUGGUGACACUCCGCCCCUGGAGCAGAACAGCGGUGCGGGUAGCAGCAGCGGAGCCGCGGAUAAACCUACCAGAUCUGUGGAUGUCAUGGGCGGCACAUAAUAAUUCACGUUGCUACACUUUAUGCAUGCUUGUAAAUGAUCGAAUUGAAAACUACUCAAGCC